This is a messenger RNA of Angiostrongylus costaricensis, 225 nucleotides long. The record is from the annotation of a GenBank genome assembly. Lineage: Eukaryota; Metazoa; Nematoda; Chromadorea; Rhabditida; Metastrongylidae.
AUGAAGGGCAUGAGUAUUUUGGAGAAACGAGAUGUCGAUGCUGCAAAGACUGUAGUUUUUCUGUUGGAUAGUAAUCUUGCUGAUAAACAGGCAGUUGUGAAACGAGCGCAGACAGCUGAACAGCUGCUCGGAAUGGGAUUCAGUGCUGAGCAGGUGUUUCCUGCGCUUCUGGCCUGUCAAGGAGAUCGUGUGAAAGCCUUGGACACCCUACUAGGGUCACAUUAG